Messenger RNA from Gryllus bimaculatus (two-spotted cricket), 168 nucleotides. The record is from the annotation of a GenBank genome assembly. NCBI's taxonomy places the organism in Eukaryota, Metazoa, Arthropoda, Insecta, Orthoptera, Gryllidae.
AUGGCAGUAAGUAUCGUGGAGGCGCGCGGGUGCAAGGUGCCCAUCGUGGUGGUGGGCAACAAACGCGACCUGCCGCCCGAGCAGCGCGCCACCGUCGCCAUCUUCGACUGGGAGUGCGGCUACGUCGAGUGCUCCGCCAAGGACAACGACCACAUCGUCGAGGUAUAG